AUGCAAUCUCAUCAACUCCCGAACAGAGACGAAAAGCAUUUGGCUAGGGUAUUGUCACUCAACUGCUGGGGUUUGAAAUACGUUUCCAAAUUUCGUACUCUGAGAAUAAAUGGCAUUGCAUCUAAGUUGGCUGAUCAGGGUCAUAAAUACGACAUUGUUGCUCUACAGGAGAUAUGGGUAGAGGACGAUUUCAAGGUGAUCAGAGACAGUUUAGAGCAGCAUCUGCCAUACUCUAAGCUAUACUACAGUGGCAUCCUCAGCGGUCCUGGUCUGGCAGUUUUCUCCAGAUGGCCUCUAAUCGAUGCUUCCGUGUUCAGGUACCCUUUAAAUGGACGUCCAAGUGCCUUCUUUAGAGGUGACUGGUAUGUUGGAAAGUCUGUUGCAAGUGCCAUUAUUCGCCAUCCCAGCGGUCAGAACAUCGAACUGCUCAGUUCCCAUAUGCAUGCCCCUUAUGGUGAAGGCGAUGCUGCCUAUACCUGUCAUAGAACAGCUCAAGCAUGGGAACUAGCUCGAAUAGCCAGAAGAUCCCGUGAAUGUGGUCAUCUCACUAUAGUAGUGGGUGAUUUGAAUUCCAUCCCUGGAAGUGCUAGUUACGACUUGUUACAGUUAGUAGGUCGACUCUCUGACAGUUGGACUUCUAAACAUGGCGAGUUCACUGGAGAUAUAGCUUUACUUUCAACAGAAGACCAGAUUUUGCUGGCUGGUGCAACCUGUGAUAGUGUGUAUAACACAUGGCGAGCUGACAGACAGGCUCAUGAAGCCAAAAGACUGGAUUAUAUCUUGUUUGACAGUUCGAGGGCAUAUGUAGACGAUUGUCGAGUUUCGUUUACUGAACGGGUAGAAGGGAUGAGUUUCUCCGAUCAUUUUGCCAUUGAAUCUGAUCUGAUAAUCAAACCCAUCCUAAAUCCCCACUCUGUAUCAGGUGUUGAGAAGAUUCAACCGAAUAUUUCUGAGGCCUUGCUUGUAAAUUCUGUGACUGACGACGACCUCCUUACUCUCUACAACAAAGUACUCAGCAUUAUCGACGACUAUAAGCCUACUAGCGUAUGGCAGAAAAAGAUCCGUAUCUAUCACUUUUGGCUGUCCAUCUUCAUCCUCAUAGCUCUAAUGAUCGCAGUUUUCUGGGGAGCAUUGAAGGGCAGAACAUACUUUGCAUUCAUAUUUAUUCUCCUGUCUAUUCUGGUUACAGCCACCGGACUAAUUGACGGCCUAAUAGGAUUUCUGUUCGGCCGAAACGAGACCCGUGCCCUUAUGGAGUUCGAGAGCGAGAUCCGACUCGCCAUGGCCACUCUCGGCUAG
Messenger RNA from Sugiyamaella lignohabitans, 1299 nucleotides. RefSeq names its product inositol phosphosphingolipid phospholipase (gene ISC1). Gene Ontology annotation, molecular function: sphingomyelin phosphodiesterase activity. The record is from RefSeq and is a predicted model, not a curated record. Gene Ontology annotation, cellular component: cytoplasm. Lineage: Eukaryota; Fungi; Ascomycota; Dipodascomycetes; Dipodascales; Trichomonascaceae. Bases 1 to 1299 code for a protein of 432 amino acids. The transcript has a single exon.